AAAAACCAAAGAAGAAGAAGAAGAAGGAACAUGGCUUCUCCUGCUGGUUGUGAACAUUAUGUCCGCAGGUGUUUUCUGAAAGCCCCUUGCUGUGGUAAACUCUAUGUGUGUCGACUGUGCCACGACGCAGAGGAGAACCACCAGAUGGAUCGCUUUAAAGUCAGAGAGGUGCAGUGCUCUGAAUGUCAAACCUUACAGCAGGCGCAGCAGACCUGUCAGGAGUGUCACGUCACGUUUGGGGAGUAUUACUGUGAUAUAUGUCACCUGUUUGACAAGGAUAAGAAGCAGUACCACUGUCUGCCAUGUGGGAUAUGCAGGAUCGGGCCCAGGGAGAAGUACUUUCACUGUGAGAAGUGUAAUUUGUGUUUAGCCCAGGACCUGAGAGGAAACCACAAGUGUGUUGAAAACGUCUCAAGACAAAACUGUCCCGUGUGCAUGGAGGAUAUUCACACAUCCAGAAUUGGUGCUCACGUUUUUCCAUGUGGCCAUCUUUUACACAAGAGCUGCUUCGAUGACAUGAUCAGAACGGGAGCGUAUCGCUGCCCUUUGUGUAUGCACUCUGCUUGGAACAUGAAAGACCACUGGGAUGAGAUGGACAAAGAGAUCGCUCAGUCGCCGAUGCCCCCUGAAUACCAGGGAGCCACAGUUAAAGUUAUUUGCAAUGACUGCCAAACCCACUGCACCGUGGCUUUUCAUGUGCUGGGGAUGAAGUGCACCGGCUGUGGCUCGUACAACACGGCGCAGGACGGAGGACUCAUCCGGCAGCAGCCGGAGCAGCACGUGGAAAACGAAGCGGAGCAGCAGGAUGAGCAGGAGUCGCCCCUGCUACAUUAGAGCCAAAAUGGACGACUUUCAAACUUCUAACAUUUAAAUAAAUUGUAAUAAAAUUACAAUUUUGAAAGGUUUGACAAUUGUAUUAACCUAAAUGUAACCAUAGACUGAGCCCGUGUCCUCUGUUUAUAAUAGACAAAAAAAAAAACAAUCUCUUGUUUGUGCAUGCAUUUUGGCUUUACAUGAAUCUUUCACAAUUUUCCCUGGAAACCUACAGACGCCUGCAUGUCUUUAGUAAGAGGCAGGAAGACGGUGGAGCAAACCACACGUGCAAAAAGUCUAAACCGUGCAGGUUCGAUGACGGCUGUUUGGACAGGGAGGGUGUUAUAUUUAUAUAUAAAAGCUAACAGGAAAACAUAAAAGUCUUCUUUUUUUAACGGGUCUGUGCACUUUUACAGAGGAUGAACAGUUUUGGAAAUUACUCUGCUACAAAAGAUAAAUAUUUCUCACUGCCACAGCUCUUUUUAUUACAAAUUAUACAUCAAAACAUAGGAAUGUCUUUCUUCCCAGUGCGUUCAUCUCUGCUGCAAGACUUCCAGUUAAGACCCCCCAGACCACAGCGUGUGUUGAGCCAAGUUUCUGACUGUAGUUCUGUUUUAGCCCGACAUAAUCACUUCAAAACUAGACGUGAAUAAUCUUUUAUAAUUUUCAUGAAUAAAAUGUUUAAAUUCAUAAUUUCUAAAUAAAAAACAUG
Molecule: messenger RNA, 1525 nt
Organism: Nematolebias whitei (Rio pearlfish)
Lineage: Eukaryota; Metazoa; Chordata; Actinopteri; Cyprinodontiformes; Rivulidae
Gene: rchy1
Product: ring finger and CHY zinc finger domain containing 1
Exons: 9
Coding region: 31-834 (267 amino acids)
Biological process (GO): ubiquitin-dependent protein catabolic process; protein ubiquitination
Cellular component (GO): nucleus
Molecular function (GO): ubiquitin protein ligase activity; zinc ion binding
Source: RefSeq, a predicted model, not a curated record